Propithecus coquereli (Coquerel's sifaka) is the source of this 2442-nucleotide messenger RNA. Its product is annotated as protocadherin gamma-B7-like. NCBI's taxonomy places the organism in Eukaryota, Metazoa, Chordata, Mammalia, Primates, Indriidae. Gene Ontology annotation, molecular function: calcium ion binding. Gene Ontology annotation, biological process: homophilic cell-cell adhesion. The record is from RefSeq and is a predicted model, not a curated record. Bases 1 to 2442 code for a protein of 813 amino acids. The transcript is spliced from 2 exons. Gene Ontology annotation, cellular component: plasma membrane.
AUGGGAGGGAGCUGCGCACAGAGGCGCCGGGCCGGCCGGCGGCAGGUACUAUUCCCCUUGCUGCUGCCUUUGUUCUACCCCGCGCUCUGUGAGCCCAUCCGCUACUCCAUUCCCGAGGAGCUGGCCAAGGGCGCGGUGGUGGGGAACCUCGCCAAGGAUCUGGGGCUCAGUGUUCGGGAUGUGUCGGCUCGGAAGCUGCGAGUCAGCGCGGAGAAGCCGCACUUCCUUGUAGACUCGGAGAGCGGGGACUUACUUGUGAAGGACCGAAUAGAUCGUGAGCAGAUAUGCAGAGAGAGAAGAAGAUGUGAGUUGCAACUGGAAGCCGUGGUGGAAAAUCCUUUAAACAUUUUUCAUAUCGUUGUAGUUAUUGAGGAUGUUAAUGACCAUGCCCCUCGAUUCCGUAAAGAUGAAAUAAACUUAGAAAUUAGUGAAUCCAUCAACCCAGGGAUGGGAACAAUUCUUGAGUCUGCAGAAGAUCCUGAUAUUAGUAUGAAUUCACUGAGCAAAUACCAACUAAGUCCUAAUGAGUAUUUCUCACUGGUGGUCAAAGACAAUCCCGAUGGUGGCAAAUAUCCAGAAUUAGUAUUGCAGAAGACUCUGGACAGAGAAACACAGAGCACUCACCACUUGGUACUGACAGCCUUAGAUGGUGGGGACCCGCCCCAGAGCGGUACUGCUCAAAUCAGAAUCCUGGUGGUCGAUGCCAAUGACAAUCCCCCAGUGUUCAGCCAGGACGUGUACAGGGUCAGCCUUGGGGAAGAAGUGCCUCCAGGCACCUCUGUCCUGAGGGUGAAGGCCACUGACCAGGAUGAGGGCCUCAACUCCGAGAUCACUUACUCCUUCCUGGGUGUGGCUGACAAAACUCAGCACAUGUUCUCUCUGGAUUCUACUACAGGAAACAUCGUAACUCGUCAGCCCUUGGAUUUUGAAGAAGUAGAAAGAUAUACAAUGAGUGUAGAAGCAAAGGACAGAGGAUCUCUCUCAACACAGUGUAAAGUAAUUAUAGACGUUCUAGAUGCAAACGACAACAGCCCAGAAAUAAUCAUCACUUCUCUCUCUGAUCAGAUUUCAGAGGAUUCCCUUCCAGGAAUUGCCGUGGCUCUCUUCAAAACCCGGGACCGAGAUUCUGGGGAAAAUGGAGAAGUCAGGUGUAGUUUAAGUAGAGACGUUCCAUUUAAGAUUCAUUCUUCUUCUAAUUAUUACUACAAGCUGGUAACAGAUGGGGCCCUUGACCGGGAGCAGACGGUGGAGUACAACAUCACCAUCACCGCCACCGACAGGGGCAAGCCACCCCUCUCCUCCAGCAAAACCAUCAUCCUGCACAUCACCGAUGUCAAUGACAACGCGCCGGUUUUCCAACAGUCCGCCUAUCUGGUCCACGUGCCAGAAAACAAUCAGCCCGGUGCCUCUAUAGCUCAGGUCAGUGCCUCUGACCCUGACUUUGGGCCCAAUGGUCGCGUCUCCUAUUCUAUCCUUGCCAGCGGCCUAGAGCUGUCGUCCUACGUGUCGGUGAGCGCGCAGAGCGGGGUGGUGUUCGCGCAGCGCGCCUUCGACCACGAGCAGCUGCGCGCCUUCGAGCUGACGCUGCAGGCCCGCGACCAGGGCUCGCCCGCGCUCAGCGCCAACGUGAGCCUGCGCGUGUUGGUGGGCGACCGCAAUGACAACGCGCCUCGGGUGCUGUACCCUGCGCUGGGGCCCGAUGGCUCGGCGCUCUUCGAUAUGGUGCCGCGUGCCGCGGAGCCUGGCUACCUGGUCACCAAGGUGGUGGCGGUGGACGCUGACUCAGGACACAACGCCUGGCUGUCCUACCACGUGCUGCAGGCCAGCGAGCCCGGGCUCUUCAGCCUGGGGCUGCGCACGGGUGAGGUGCGCACGGCGCGUGUCUUGGGCGACAGGGACGCGGCCCGACAGCGCCUGCUGGUCGCUGUGCGUGAUGGUGGACAGCCGCCACUCUCAGCCACUGCCACACUGCACCUGGUCUUCGCGGACAGCCUGCAGGAAUUACUGCCAGACCUCAGUGAUGGUCCUGUGCCCUCUGAUCCCCAGUCGGAGCUGCAGUUUUACCUGGUCGUGGCUUUGGCCUUGAUCUCUGUGCUCUUUCUCCUCGCGGUGAUUCUGGCCAUUGCCCUUCGCCUGCGACGUUCCUCCAGCCCUGCCUCCUGGGACUGCUUUCAGCCUGAUCUCUGUUCUAAGACUAGACCAGGGAUUUCUCCCAACUACACUGAGGGAACUUUGCCUUAUUCCUACAAUCUGUACGUUGCUUCUGAUUCUGGAAAAACAACGUUUAAUUUUCUCACCAUGACGCCAGAAAUGGUUCCUCCACAAGACCUUUCUAAUGAAGCUUCUUUGGUAAUGAGUUUCACUGAAGAGAAUAACAAGGAAAGCUCUGACUCCGUUUCUUCUACUCACGUGAGUUUCUAUGAAUGUGGUCCGAAGAGCUGA